AUGUUUCGGAUAAUCGACCCACCCCCCAAUUUCAGACACAGCACCAGCGAGUGGAUCUAUAAGAUGUUAUUUCUCUGGUCGAGAGAACCAACCCCAGAUCCAAGAGCCAGUCCAUGGUUUGCCUGGUUCGCGACGGCUGUUGUAUUGUGGCGUUGUCGACGUCGCAUUACCAAAGCGAUUUUGGCUAUUUCACCUUUGAGAUUGUUAAAGAGACGUGUUACUGGUCUAGCUAUCAAUCAGAAGACAAUUCUGAAACAAAAGAGACACAGCCUUGCUCAGCUACACAAGCAUAAAACUGUCGGCAUACGGCGAACGAAGCGAUUGUGCACCGGCGAUGGUCUGCAUGUGUCCGACAAUAUGUCCAUGAUACCACAGAUCCACUACAGAGUCACCAGGAGUGGUAGAAUUUACGGGAAAUACCCGAACAAAACCGCCAUCCCAAAUGGCAUUCAAGAAAGCCAUUGA
This is a messenger RNA of Atta colombica, 465 nucleotides long. RefSeq lists its product as uncharacterized. Bases 1 to 465 code for a protein of 154 amino acids. The record is from RefSeq and is a predicted model, not a curated record. The transcript is spliced from 2 exons. Lineage: Eukaryota; Metazoa; Arthropoda; Insecta; Hymenoptera; Formicidae.